Dipodomys spectabilis (banner-tailed kangaroo rat) is the source of this 734-nucleotide messenger RNA. It is a transcript of the gene Aprt, whose product is annotated as adenine phosphoribosyltransferase. Gene Ontology annotation, cellular component: cytoplasm. The transcript is spliced from 5 exons. Gene Ontology annotation, molecular function: AMP binding; adenine phosphoribosyltransferase activity; adenine binding. NCBI's taxonomy places the organism in Eukaryota, Metazoa, Chordata, Mammalia, Rodentia, Heteromyidae. Bases 21 to 563 code for a protein of 180 amino acids. The record is from RefSeq and is a predicted model, not a curated record. Gene Ontology annotation, biological process: adenine salvage; AMP salvage.
CCCGGCUCCCGCACGCGGCCAUGGCGGACCCGGAGCUGCAGCUGGUGGCGCGGUGCAUCCGCAGCUUCCCGGACUUCCCCAUCCCCGGCGUGCUGUUCCGGGACAUCGCGCCGCUCCUGAAGGACCCCGACUCCUUCCGCGCCUCCAUCCAUCUGCUGGCCGCCCACCUGAGAGCCACGCACGGCAGCCGCAUCGACUACAUCGCAGGCCUAGACUCCAGGGGCUUCCUGUUUGGACCCUCCCUGGCCCAGGAGCUGGGCCUGGGCUGUGUGCUCAUCAGGAAGCGUGGGAAGCUGCCAGGCCCCACAGUGUCUGUGUCUUAUGCACUGGAGUACGGCAAGGCUGAGUUGGAGAUCCAGAAAGAUGCCCUGGAGCCGGGGCAGAAGGUGGUGGUUGUGGAUGAUCUGCUGGCCACUGGUGGAACCAUGCGAGCAGCCUGCGAGCUGCUGGGUCAGCUGCGCGCCGAGGUGCUGGAGUGCAUCAGCCUGGUGGAGCUGACCUCGCUCAAGGGCAGGGAGAAGCUGGGGCCAGUGCCCUUCUUUUCUCUCCUGCAGUACGAGUGACCCAACAGCACCUCCACCACCUCAGGACAGACUGGUUCACCUUCCUGCCUUCAGUAUCCUCCGGGGGCCCUGGCAGUAGCCAGCUACAUUUUUCUGUGGGGCUCCCCCAGGGCCUUCCUGAAGGUCCCAGUGUCGACAAACAGCAAUAUCACAGUAAAGAGCUUUUGUACA